This is a messenger RNA of Chlorocebus sabaeus (green monkey), 1313 nucleotides long. It is a transcript of the gene MRPS31, whose product is annotated as mitochondrial ribosomal protein S31. Gene Ontology annotation, molecular function: structural constituent of ribosome. Lineage: Eukaryota; Metazoa; Chordata; Mammalia; Primates; Cercopithecidae. Gene Ontology annotation, cellular component: mitochondrial small ribosomal subunit. The record is from RefSeq and is a predicted model, not a curated record.
ACGGAAGAGAGGGCGGGGACGUGUUUGGCAGCGGGACACACCAUUUCAGUUGCGUUCUUGGUUCAUUUUGUGUCUCGGCGAUGUUUCCUAGAGUCUCGACGUUCCUACCUCUUCGCCCCCUUACCCGCCACCCUUUGUCCUCUGGAAGCCCGGAGACAUCAGCGGCUGCGAUUAUGCUACUCGCUGCCCGGCACGGAACGAUCAGGAUGAAAAAUAUCCAAAGAUAUUUUGGCACUAACAGCGUGAUCUGUAGCAAGAAAGAUGAGCAGUCUGUUCGAACUGAUGAGACUUCCAAGGAGACUUCAGACAGCCAAGACAGUGCAAAGGAAAAUACGAAAAAAGACUUGUUAGACAUUAUUAAGGGCAUGAAAGUUGAAUUAAGCACAGUAAAUGUACAAACAACAAAGCCCCCCAACAGAAGACCACUUACAAGUUUGGAAGCUACACUUGGCAGGCUUCAAAGAGCUACAGAAUAUGCUCCAAAGAAGAGAACUGAGCCCCUGAGUCCUGAGUUGGUGGCAGCUGCAUCUGCUGUGGCAGAUUCUCUCCCUUUUGACAAGCAAACAACAAAGUCAGAGCUGCUGAGGCAGCUCCGGCAGCAUGAGGAAGAGUCAAGGGCACAGAGAGGUGCAGAGCGACCUAAAAUUAGUUUCAGUAACAUAAUAUCAGAUAUGAAAGUUGCCAGACCUUCUGCAGCUAGAGUUCGUUCAAGACCGGAGCAUCAGAUUCAAUUUGAUGAUGGCUAUGACAGUUCUCCUGACCAGCAGAAGACCACUGAUCUUAGAAAAAGACUUAGGAAAAACAUAUUCUCGGGGAAAAGACUUAAUAUUUUUGACAUGACAGCAGUUACUAAAGAAGCACCUGAAACAGACGCAUCACCUUCACUGUGGGAUGUGGAAUUUGCUAAGCAGUUAGCCACAGUAGAUGAACAACUCCUUCAGAAUGGGUUUGAAGAGCUGAUCCAGUGGACAAAAGAGGGGAAACUGUGGGAGUUCCCAAUUAACAAUGAAGCAGGUUUUGAUGAUGAUGGUUCAGAAUUUCAUGAACAUAUAUUUCUGGAGAAACACCUGGAAAGCUUUCCAAAACAAGGACCAAUUCGCCACUUCAUGGAGCUGGUGACUUGCGGCCUUUCCAAAAACCCGUAUCUUAGUGUUAAACAGAAGGUUGAGCACAUAGAGUGGUUUAGAAAUUACUUUAAUGAAAAAAAGGACAUUCUGCAAGAAAGUAACAUACAGUUCAAUUAAGACCAUGGAAAUUUUUAUUUCAAACAAUUAGAGAUGGAUAUUACAACUAAAUAAAAUAAUUUUACUAGA